AUGAAACCUCAAUCGUUUACCAAAAUCGCAGGUCCAAAUAAAUUUUCAGUACACGACUACUCGCGCACAUUAUCCAAAAUAAAGCCAAAAAUACGCAUAAUUCACGUCAUUGCACCAGAAAUCAUAAAGACGGAUGUGGAGAAUUUCAGAGAGCUCGUCCAGAGACUUACUGGUAAGCCAGAAGAACUCAAAAAGGCGGACAAGCUGUUAUCCCGAGUUUUGACUUGUAGAGAUCCAGAAAGCACAGGAGGAUCAGAUGUUGUACCUGUCUUGCAAGAAACACAAAUGAAGAAGGAGGUUGAGGAAAUACACGAGGCGGAUAAUUCGAAUUCGUAUCUGAGUUUCUGGAGGGAAGUGGACGGAUUUCUUCAGGAACCAAAUGAAACUCCUCUGCUCUCACUCGGGUAA
Molecule: messenger RNA, 408 nt
Organism: Striga hermonthica
Lineage: Eukaryota; Viridiplantae; Streptophyta; Magnoliopsida; Lamiales; Orobanchaceae
Source: the annotation of a GenBank genome assembly